AUGGAGAUAUGCGACCAAAAACCGUCGCAACUUCUUCGCCGUAUGCGCGAUCUAGGACGGGAGAAAUACCUGACUGAUGUAUCGACAUUAAGGAUUCUGUGGCAGAGUCAUCUUCCCACUUCUGUGCGAGCCGUGCUAGCCGUAUCGGAAACAAAGGAUAUGGAUAAUCUGGCCACUGUGGCCGACAAAAUCAUGGAGACUUCGCAACAGUCACAGAUUUCUGAGUUUUCCUCGCCUCAACCAAUACGGAGAAACUCACAACAGGUCUUAGACCCAGAGACUUACGACAGUGGAAACACUUCCACAGAGACGUUGUGUCAAAAUGAUGAACAGCUGUGGAAGGACCAGGAUAACGAGAGCCCCAAUUGUAAUCAAUCCGGGUGGUGCUACGGGUCUGAUAUAAAUGUGAACUUCGACACAGGCGUGAAGAAAAGAUUGAACAGACAUGAUGAAGCGGUUUCUGACAUAAAACCUGCUCUUUUGAAUAUGUCACAAGAGAGUGAUCUUGAGAAAGACAAACCACGUCGCAAGUUCCUCUCUUUUCUCUCAUCUCUUGGCGUAAGAGACGGAGUAACGUGCAGUACCUGCAGCACCUGGAGAACGUUCUGA
Messenger RNA from Pieris macdunnoughi, 609 nucleotides. NCBI's taxonomy places the organism in Eukaryota, Metazoa, Arthropoda, Insecta, Lepidoptera, Pieridae. The record is from the annotation of a GenBank genome assembly.